AGGGCUCCAGGAGGCCGCGCAGAAGAGCGCCCCUUCGACGGCCCCUCCCCCAACUUUCACCGCGUGAGCCGGGAACCCGUCGCCCUGGCUGCUUGGUCGCCGUGGUAGGUCGUUGUCAUGGCCUCUUCGUGGGAUGAGCUGACCCUUGCGUUUUCUAGCAUGUCUAUGUUCCCCUUUUUUGACAUCGCCCACUACCUGGUAUCCGUGAUGGCGCUGAAGCGUCAGCCGGGAGCAGUGGCGGUGGCAUGGAAGAAUCCUGUUUCAAGUUGGUUUACUGCUAUGCUCCACUGUUUUGGUGGAGGAAUUUUAUCCUGUGUACUGCUUGCAGAGCCUCCAUUGAGGUUUCUUGCAAACAACACUAACGUAUUACUGGCAUCUUCAAUCUGGUAUAUUAUUUUUUUUUGCCCACAUGACCUAGUUUCCCAGGGCUAUUCUUUCCUACCUGUUCAACUCUUGGCUGCAGGAAUGAAGGAAGUGACCAGAACUUGGAAAAUAGUAGGUGGAGUCACACAUGCUAAUAGCUAUUACAAAAAUGGCUGGAUAGUCAUGAUAGCUAUUGGAUGGGCCCGAGGUGCAGGUGGUAGCAUAAUCACGAAUUUUGAGCAGUUGAUAAAAGGAGGUUGGAGACCACAAGCUGAUGAAUGGCUGAAAAUGUCCUACCCUGCCAAGGUAACCCUGCUGGGGUCAAUUAUCUUCACAUUUCAGCACACUGAACAUCUGUCAAUAUCAAGACAUAAUCUUGUGUUCCUCUAUACCGUGUUUCUUGUGGUCACAAAGAUGAUCAUGAUGAUUACAGAGACUGCUACUGUGCCAUUUGCUCCUUUUGAGGACACAUUGAGAUGGAUAUUAUUUGGCUGGCAGCAGCAAUUCUCACCAUAUGAAAAGAAAAGUGAAAUAAAAUCAUCUUUCAGAGGUAGUGGUUCAUCGACCUCAAAAUCUAUAGCUGGUACUUCAGAUAAAGUUAAAAAGAAGCAUACUAAGAAGACUGAGUAAAUUUACUUUUUAGAAGGCAAAAAAUUUCUUAUCUACCUGUCAGAUUGUGAUAAAUAUUUCUAUUGUAAAUGAUGUGAAAUAAAGAUUACAUAUAAGGAAUGGAGGUGACAAAAAGAAAGAACUUCUUUCUAUUUCAGGGAGACUCUCCCUUUCGGGAUUAUAAUUCUUGAGUGUUAAUGAGUGUAUCAUGUGAAAUUGUUUUUCUAAGUUAUAUAAAAAUAUUUUAUUGUGGUUAUUUUGUAGUUUUAUACUGAUAAAAAGCAGGCUAGAUUUUUUUAAUGUUGAAGAAAGUAAACCUACUAUCAUUGCAAAAUUAUAAAAAUUAAAGCCCUUUUGUUUUAUUUGGCUUUUUUAAUCUAUUUGAGCUUUUGUUCAGCAGCAUUAAACUUUUAUUUUACAUUACCAUAUAAUUUCUAGAUAUGGAAAACAAUUCCUCUUUAAUUUCGAACACUGGGAAGAAUAAACUUUACCUAAGUCACUUUAAAUUACAAAUGAAAAUAAACUACUGGUUUGUAUUUUAGAUAUAAAAAAUUGUAUAUUUUGUCCACAUUAAAUGGAAAUAUCUGAAACCUUACUAAUUUUUUUCUAGUAGUUUUUUUCAGUGAGGACAGAAUAUUAGCCUGUCUAUUUCAUGCCCUUGUUCAUACUGUUUCUUUUUCUCAAAUCAGGACUGUAAUUUUUAAUAAAUUACUAAUCCUAUGUUUUGCUUUGUAAGUUUUAUUUGAGGAGUUUAUGUUCUUUUCUCUCUCCUUAAAACAUAUGUAUUUUUAACUGUAGGAGAAAUUAUUCUCAGCAAUUUACAUUCUCUUUCUGAUCUUUGUUGGUUUGAAUACAUUGAUGGCAGUAUCAUCUUAAUGAUUCAACAAAAAGCAUUAUUUCAAUAUAAAAAUUGUCCCUUUAUAUCUCUUUUCUAGUGGAACUUUUCAGUUUUCUAGUUGAAAUGUCUCCGACUAGUUUGCAUAUGUUUAUGUCCUAUUUUAAUCUAUAUGUACAUGCAUAUAUUAUUCAUUUUAUUUUAAAUUAAAAAUUAUACCCUUACGUGAAAAUGCUUAGCUCUAAUGAGAGCUGUCCUUGGGCCUUGGCAGUAACCCGCUAAAAUCUCAUAUGGUGGUCCAUGUGAGUGAAGAAUGGUAACAUUAAAUCUGGUUCCUUUUAGAUUUCUUGCUUUAUUUUGUAGUUUAAAAGUUCAGUGAUAACUUUAAAACUCUGUGACACACAUUUCUUCCAUCCAGACUAUGAACCUGCCUACCUGCAAAGAAUUAGUAUGUAUCUGCCAUUUUUGGAUAGCUAAGAAGUACUCAAAAUCACAUUCAAAUUAGGAGGUUGUUUUAAAAAAUUGUUUAACAUUUUUAACAGAUACAAAUAGCAGCAGGGACUAUACUUUUACUUGCUAAAAAAUUUUUUUUCUGGUGGGUAGGACCUUUGAUAGCUUUUGGAUGCUAAGAAGUUUAUUUUUAAUAUUGUGACAAAAGACAUUAAGUAUUUAAAAGUUAUUAUAUUUGAUACUCUUGUAGUUAAGAACUUUUCAAAAUUGACAUGUUAUUAAUUGUUGACUUAAUUUUGAAGUUUGGGUUUGACUAUAGUUGAAAUGGCAAGAAUCUUGUAUUAAG
Molecule: messenger RNA, 2603 nt
Organism: Pteronotus mesoamericanus
Lineage: Eukaryota; Metazoa; Chordata; Mammalia; Chiroptera; Mormoopidae
Gene: TMEM38B
Product: transmembrane protein 38B
Exons: 6
Coding region: 118-993 (291 amino acids)
Biological process (GO): potassium ion transmembrane transport
Cellular component (GO): membrane
Molecular function (GO): identical protein binding; potassium channel activity
Source: RefSeq, a predicted model, not a curated record